Molecule: messenger RNA, 1864 nt
Organism: Pungitius pungitius (ninespine stickleback)
Lineage: Eukaryota; Metazoa; Chordata; Actinopteri; Perciformes; Gasterosteidae
Product: tripartite motif-containing protein 16
Exons: 1
Coding region: 158-1684 (508 amino acids)
Molecular function (GO): zinc ion binding
Source: RefSeq, a predicted model, not a curated record
AACUGAACGUGCCAACGACCACUUUUCGCACUCGGCGCCACUCCUAAAUUCAGUCAUUAUUUGCGGAUUGAACCAAACAGAACCCAGGAAGAUCGUUGCGACAAAAACGACUGAUUUCACAAGAACAAUCCAAUCAGGACUUCCUGCCUCUGAAAACAUGUCUGACAAGGACAUACCAGAGGACCAGCGAGUCAUCCUGUGCGACAUGUGCACUGAGGACAGGAAACCGGCACGGAAGACCUGCAUGAAGUGUGAGAUCUCCAUGUGCGUCCAGCACCUCCAGGCCCACCUGACAACGCCCGUGUUCCUGCAGACGCACCCUCUGACCGAGCCGAUGGCUUUGUGUGGGUCCACUAAGUGCCCCCAACACGGGAAACUCCUGGAGUACUACUGCUUGGAUGACCUGACCUGCGUGUGCGUCUCCUGCGCCAUUGAGGACCGGCACCGCAUGCACAACCUGAAGACCUUCUCCAUGGCCCACAGAGAGCUCAAGGAGAAGCUUGAUGCCGAGCAGCAGGCCUUACAAGCGGUGGAAAGCGGCGUGGAGAACGUGGGUCUGGAAGAGUGGGAGAAGGGCGAGAGAGAGGAGGUGGUGCGCUCCGGCGUGCGCCUCGUCGAGGCCGUGACGCUCCUGCGAGAUGCCGCCCUGACGGCUGUCCAGAGCUCAGUGUCUGCCCGCAUGCAGUCGAUCAAAAUCAGCAGGAGCAGCAUGCAGGCAGCCCAGAAGGAGGAGGACACCUUCAGAUUCCUGCAGAUGUAUUCCCAGGUGUUCCGGGACGUGGAGAAGGCCAAGGCCGUGGAUCUGCGGAGGGGGUUGGAGCCCGGCAGCGAGCGGGACAAACUGCUUCAGGAGAUGAGGCAGAACGGAGAAAAAAUGGUGAAGCAAGCGGGCGACUUUUGGGGCUCGCUGUUGACUCUGGUUGACCCGGAGGACCAGCAUGAGGUCCCCGCCGCUGGGUCGGACCUGACCUUUCACCCACAGACUUUGGGCCCUGGCAUGUCACUGUCCAAAGACAAAAGGAAGGCUUUCUACAGUAGUUGGUUGGGGCCGUGUUCUGCCACUCUUCUAAUCCGUAGCACCCAGGAGGCUCCUGAACCUCAAAGCUGGACGGUGGGUCUUUCCCCAGACUCGAACUGGAGCGUCGGCUUAUGUGACAAAGCCCAAACGCACAACUUGAGGAACGGACCUGUCUACGGUCUGUGCUGCGAAGGCAACCGGCUGAGCGCUCUCGCUACCGCGUGGGAGGAGGGUCGCGAUCCAGUCAACCUUUCAGAAGGUCCUUUUUUAAGGCAUCAACAUUCCAGGGGCACACCACGCGGGGUUUACUCCACACCGAUCACACAACACAAGUUUUUCUCCACUCCGAACACACAACACAGGGUUUCCUCCACGCCGAUCACACAUCAGGGUGGUCCACGACCUGAGGUGGUGGAGGUGGUUUGGCACUUUGGGUCUUCCUCGCUGUCCUUCUUCAGCAGAAGAGGACAGCGCCAGAGGGACAAAAUAAUCACAAUCAAGAUGGACGCCAACAAAUGGGACCUGGCCCCUUUUGUUCAGAUAACAAAUGACCCAAUUACCCACACGCAGAAAACAGCGUUCAUAUUUGGGAUGUCCCGCAGUACCUUUGGUGGAGUAUCGAUGGGUUAUGCACAGACCACAGAGGUGGUUUGUGAACUUCACUAACGGGUGGAACAAAUCCAAGAAACACAUGGCCAGAAUUAUCGUCCGUGUUUACGUCUCUUGAAAGUAGUAUAAAUGUCAUUGACUAUUAAUACAUUUGCUGACAAUUCAAUGAGUAGUUUUUCGAGCAAAGAAAUCCGUAAUGAACCAAUGAUGUGCUUUUUAGUUGACAAAAUGUACUUA